Messenger RNA from Scleropages formosus (Asian bonytongue), 3185 nucleotides. Its product is annotated as TBC1 domain family member 23-like. Lineage: Eukaryota; Metazoa; Chordata; Actinopteri; Osteoglossiformes; Osteoglossidae. Gene Ontology annotation, cellular component: trans-Golgi network. The transcript is spliced from 19 exons. The record is from RefSeq and is a predicted model, not a curated record. Bases 28 to 2112 code for a protein of 694 amino acids. Gene Ontology annotation, biological process: retrograde transport, endosome to Golgi; embryonic brain development.
CUCGCCCGGACGUCGUCGUCAACAGCGAUGGCGCGUGCCGAAGAACCGCUCCCGACGAGCUGGGAGCAGGAUCUGGUGGAUGCUCUGGACCAGGGGGGUUGUGACCUAGAGAUGGUGAGGAACAUCAUUCAGGGCCGUGAGCUGCCAGCUGAUCUCCGCUCUCAAGUCUGGAAGAUUGCUCUGAACGUGGCAGGAAAGGGGGAUAGCUUGGCAUCAUGGGACGGUUGCCUGGACUUGCCACAACAGGAGCUCAUUCACAACAGGUGCCAACAGUUGAUUGAUCAAAUGGAAAUGCCCAAAGAGGAAGGGGUGAGCAUGAUUGUGGAUCUGGAAGCAGUGAUCACGUUUUACUGCAAGUCUCGGAACGUUACCUUCGCUCCCGAGCUGUGCUGGCCGGACCUGUUCAAAGCCCUGCUGGGACUCCAGCUCCUUCCCAGUGACCUCUACAACUGCUUUUACGCCAUUAUGAACAAAUAUGUUCCCAGGGACUGUGUGCAAAAGGGUCGACCGUUCCACCUCUUCAGGCUUCUGCUGCAGUACCACGAACCUGAGCUCUGCUCCUUCCUGGACACCAAAAAGGUCACCCCAGACUCCUACGCCAUAAGCUGGGUGAGCAGCUUGUUCUCCAGCCAUUGCUCUCCAGCUGUGACCCAGGCAAUGUGGGACGUCUACCUGCAGCAGGCCGACCCGUUCCUCAUCUUCUUCCUAAUGCUAGUCAUCCUUGUCAAUGCCAAAGAGAACAUUUUUUCCCAGGAAGCUAACAGCAAGGAGGACAUAAUCAAGAUGCUGCAGGACUCACCUGUCUACCUGGAAGCUGAGGACAUCGAGGAUCUCUUCUCCUUGGCACAAUAUUAUAGCAACAAGACCCCACUAUCCUUUAGGAAGGAGAACCAGAGCUUAUUUGGCAGCAGUCUGGUGGCUCUGAAAGAGGAGGACAUGGACCUUAGCCAAGUGUUGUGCUUACCCGUGUCCGUCCCUGAGCUCCUGCAGGCCAGCCAGCUACAGACGGAAGGGGUGAGGUUCUUUGUGGUAGACUGUCGUCCAGCAGAGCAGUACAACGCCGGACAUCUUUCCACUGCCUUCCAUCUUGACUCUGACCUGAUGCUGCAGAACCCGUCGGAGUUCGCCCUGUCAGUGAAAUCCCUUCUGGAGGCACAGAAGCAGUCCUUGGAAUCGGGUUCCGUUGCCAGUGGGGAGCACCUGUGCUUCAUGGGCAGUGGGCGGGAGGAGGAGGACAUGUACAUGAACAUGGUGCUUGCUCACUUCCUGCAGAAAAACAAGGAAUAUGUCAGCAUUGCAAAAGGUGGUUUCAUGGCGCUGCAGCAGCACCUAGCUGACGUUAAUGUCGACGGUCUGGAUAGUGGGUAUGUCCACUGGAUCAUCAGCACGUCCGGGACCCAGGGCAACCUCAGCCCUGUCGCUGAGGAUGCUGCCAAUGGAGAAGAUGGUAAAGGAAUGAAAUCUCUAGUGAACAAGAUGACCUUUGCCCUCAAGUCCAAGUCUGUGAACGUGAAGGAAAAAGUUAUCAGCUUCAUUGAGAACACCUCGGCUCCGGUGGACAGAAUAUCUUUCACUCUGCCCUGGCCGGACAAAGGGAUUCUGGAUCGACAUGUGAGCAGCAGUGAUAGGGUAGGGAAGCCCUACAGGGGGGUGAAGCCUGUGUUCAGCAUCGGGGACGAGGAAGAGUACGACACAGAUGAGAUCGACAGCUCGUCUGUGUCUGACGACGACCGCCGGGAGGUUGUCAACAUUCAGACCUGGAUCAGCAAGCCAGACGUGAAGUACCAUGUGUCCUGCAAUGAAGUUAAGGAAACCGGACACAUGUUUCCCAGCCAUCUCCUGGCUACGGCCACACACAUGUACUGCCUGCGGGAGAUUGCCUCACGCAAGGGCUUUGCGUACAUCCAGUCUAGACAGGCUCUCACCUCAGUGGUGAAGAUCACCUCCAAAAAGAAGCAUCCUGAGCUUAUCACCUUUAAGUUCAGCAGUAACAACACAGAGGGUGUGGAGGUCCAGGCAACAGAGAGGUAUCUGAUACCCAACGCGGGCGAGGCCACCAAAGCCAUUAAGCAGCAAAUCAUGAAGGUGCUGGACGCCCUGGAGAACUCCUAGUGUGCGAAAAGGUUGCCCUGUUGCUGAUAUCUGGAUCUGCAGGAAGGGAGAGUAUCUGUAUGUCCCUCCUCCUUCUCCCUUGGAUAGGCAGCCUAGUGUGGAUCGUAACCCCAGCAAUCUGCAGGAGGGGAUCCCAGUGCUAACCCUGUGCACAUGUGCUGCUUUUGGGUUGUGUGCAAGACACCAGACCAAUUCUCAUCCUUCUCCAUCACAUUUUUCUAUACAGUAACUGGCACAUUAUUACUGUCCAGCUUAACUUUUUUUUUUCCCCUACCUUGACCAUUAACAUGAACAGGUGUAAUAGUUCCUGAGCAGUUAUCAGAAGAAGCAAGGGUUGAUUCGCAAGGCUUGGAAACAGGAGGAUCAGUAAUUGCCCAGUUGCUUUGAACUGUUACCACUGGGUAUGAUAGGCCGGUUGCUGUCAGAAGCUGAGCUGUGGACCUGACUGGUUACUAUGAAUCGGACCAGUAUUGCAGAGACUAGUGUUGAUAGAGCCUAGUCCCUUCCACCAAAGUGUUUAUGUUGGGACCAUGGACCGAGCAGUGGUGGUGUUACUGUUGCGUGGCCACAGGCUUAAGUGGAGUAGCGUACAAUGCCUUGAAAAGGUGUUUAUGGUGCUGACUUUGCGUUACUGGAAGGAACAUCUUUUGAGAGAUCUGUAGUGAGAAGCUCAUUUAAAGGAUGCUGUAAUUUUGCCACAGCAUUGUUUAAGUAUAAACCAAGAUUCUGCACACUUUGCUCUUAGCUGGUUAAAACUCAGCUUAAUCUCAUAUUUAAUGCAGUUUAUAUUUUGAUACUUGCCCCUGAGAUUUCUUUUCAGCAUAUGGCCUUAACAGUAUUGUACUUUUUAAAUAUGUAGGGUGUAAGCCACAAACUUGUAAUGCUAUAAAUAGCAUAUACUAUUUUAUGACUGCAUUUGGAGGCCAUCAUGGUGUUUACUGAUCUGUAUAUAACCUGCAGUUCUGGUGUAAGAAAAAGCACAGUUUGUACUUUUUUCAGGCAUCUGUAUUUUCCCAUUUUCAGAAAACUCUGUUGCUUUUAUGGCACAGUAUAGGUGGUAAUUACCAGUUUCC